CGACAAGAUGUACGCGUUUCGGAGAUCGACCUGCUGAUGUAACUCCGCAAGGACGGCGGCGACCAGUGUUCGAAAUCGCAACCGCCACUCAACGGCUGUGGUAAUACCACCUACCUUGUAGUGCUCCUCAGCAGGUCGUCGCACUCGAAGCUUGACAGGAAGCUUGAAUUGGCCAGUGCUCUGUGUUUGCGAAGCCUGCCCAGUGUUCGUACCUGAUAAAUGGUCUUGAUCUCGACAUCUAUACUUGAAGUCGUGCGUACAAGUUCCAGUGGGAUCCGAUUGUAGGCUCGCCAGCUCGGCAUAUAGGCAGCGUAUCGCGUUAGAAGACACAUAGAAACAAAGGCGGCCGCCCAUUGUAUACGUUCUGGCCAUGCCAAGUGCUCCUGUCGGUAACCUCUCCGGGCUCACGCCUCAAAAUCAGGAUGUUUUCUGCUCGAUCAAUCACCUCCCAAAGGAACUGCUCAUCGAGAUAUUCCUCACUGUGUACGAUUGCGCCGGUGAUGAUGGUUGGGACAUGCUCCUCCCUGAAGUAACCAUCUCCCACGUCAGCAAGCUCUGGCACCUGCGGUAUAAUCAGUCUGCGAUUUAUCUCGAGCGGUCGAAGGAGGCGCCAUUGCAGAUCUUGAUUGACUUCAAGGCGGAUGAAGGAGCUGCAGAGACGAGCGAUGUUAUCGAGUCAUUGAACACGCUCGACGCAAUCAUGACGCAGAUUAUUCCUCAUAUCUCGCACUGGUAUGGGCUUCACAUCAUCGUCUCUGAUUACUCCAUGGCCCAUCGCGCGUUCAUUCGGAUGGGUGCGUGUAUUAGCGCGCCUAUGCUCGAGAUGCUACAGAUCGCAAACUACCCACGCAAGGGAGUUGGAGAGAACGAACGGCAGGAAUUUAGAAGACACGAUUUUAUCCUGUUCCACGGACACGCGCCGAAGCUCAGCACGUCAACCUUUGGGUGCCACGCGAAAGACGUCCGACCAUCGUUCAAGGACUUCGCGCGCAUCUUGUGCAACUCGCCCGAACUCGAAAGAUUGUCACUAUGCAAGUCAGGGCCUGCAGACCUCUGGUUCUCCGGCCACGGAGUACACCCUGCCAUUCCUCUGCCUUCUCUCCGCGAACUCGAAUUCGUCUAUUCUAAAUCCAUGCACAUGAACCAUCUCAUCGAGCGCCUUGCGCUACCCAAUCUCGCCUCGCUCAGCAUCAGAGCCGUAACCAAAUAUCACGACGCCAGUGGCACUGCACUCCUGGAGACACUCACGCGGCCUUCGCCUGCCACGGGCAGGUCUGUGCUCAGCAAGUUGCGAGAGCUCAAGCUUACGGCUGUGGAAUGUAGCGAACCCGCGGUCGUGGCAGGCAUGUUCGCAGAGCUGACGGAGUUGCGCUCGCUAAGUCUGCACCAAAUCAUAUUCAUGCCUUGGGAAAACGUGCUGAUCGCGCAAUGGGAGAGUAUUGCACGUUCGAACGAGGUUCCCCUUCUACCGAGGCUGGAGAUGCUCACAACAACGUGCCUGUCAGGAGAAUUUGCGCGCAAGCUCAUCAAGGCGCGGAAGGCAACCCGAACGCCGUUCAAAAAGGUGUUCAUCAGCCGGCCUAGUGACUUCACCAAGAAGGAUAAGCAGUGGAUUCAAGAUCAUGUCGAUACGUUUGGGUAUUAUCGUGGUUCGUACGGGGAAGUCAUCAUGGAGACCGAAGGCGUAAACGGGAUGAUUUCAUGAAAGCACGAUGACGUAGAGUAAACCGCAGAGUAUCCGAAUUCCAUUAAGAUCUUGGUACAGUAUGGCUUCGCUGACUUGCGACAUAAUAAUGUGUAAUGAAGAGCC
Fomitopsis serialis is the source of this 1810-nucleotide messenger RNA. RefSeq lists its product as uncharacterized. Bases 371 to 1705 code for a protein of 444 amino acids. The transcript has 5 exons. Lineage: Eukaryota; Fungi; Basidiomycota; Agaricomycetes; Polyporales; Fomitopsidaceae. The record is from RefSeq and is a predicted model, not a curated record.